AUGUCUAUUUGUCUUUCUUUCAAUAAUUCUGAAUCUCGAUUCGGCGUCAACCGAGGAAUCCCACACGAGGAAGCAUUUGGAUUAAUAACGGGUUUUGGAGUCUUUGCUUUCUGCAUUGGAUGUUUCUCCAGUUUUAUUCGGAGAGUUGUGUACCACGACAAGAAUUUGCUUGAUGUGGCAUUUGACGCAGGCGGAAAAGUCAACGUCGGUCUGACAUCGACCACCAUCGUUUCUCAAUGGACUUGGGCGGCAACCUUGUUACAGUCAUCGACUGUCGCCAGUAAGUAUGGUAUCAGCGGCCCAUUCUGGUACGCUGCAGGGGCGUCAAUACAAAUUCUACUGUUCGCCAUGAUAUCUGUCCAACUGAAGAUCAAAGCUCCUGGAGCUAAAACCUUCCUUCAAGUGAUCAAGGCUCGAUUCGAUUCCCGAACACACAAAACGUUUUGUGUCUUUGCACUAAUGACAAACGUUAUCGUCACCGCCAUGUUGAUGUUAGGUGGCGCCGCUGUACUGACCAGUCUUAUCCAGAACAUAUCGGUUGAAUAUGCAACUGUGCUGAUUGCGGCAGUCAUCGGAGCAUACACGCUGAUUGGUGGACUCGGCGCCACUGUUUACGUGUCAUAUUUCAACACAGCCAUUAUCUACAUCAUUAUGGUCAUUUUCAUUAUGAAAAUAUACAACGACCCUGAUUCUCCCGACAACCCCCUUGGAUCUAUAGAGAAAGUUUACACAUUACUCAAUUGCACGGAGGGACCCAGUGACAACAGUGGAAGCAGCUAUCUCACAAUUCUCUCGAAACCGGGGCUCAUGUUUGGUCUCAUCAAUAUCGUAGGAAACUUUGGAACAGUGUUUGUUGACCAGUCCUAUUGGCAAUGCAGUGUAGCAGCAAAGCCGAAGGAGGGCGUAAUUGGAUUUCUGCUAGGAGGCAUCUGCUGGUUCGCAAUUCCUUUCGCUCUGGCUACUACCACUGGAUUAGCCUACAUUGCCCUUGGCACGACACAGAAUGGCCCGCUACUAAGCGUUGACCAGGUGGAUGCUGGGUUGGUACCACCGGCCGUUGCGCAGAGGCUUCUUGGAAGGAGUGGAGAGUUUCUUAUUAUCAUCAUGAUCAUCAUGGCGGUAACAUCCACGGGGUCAGCAGAGGUCAUCGCAGUGACGUCAAUUCUUGUCUAUGACAUAUAUCAACUAUAUCUUAAGCCUUACCGUCUUGUGCUUGACGCAAAUAGCUGCCUACUCUGCGGAAAAGCCCGAGGUCGGAUGUCCAACCCACGUGAUAAAUGCACGUGUGAAAGCAUGCUGUACUGUAUUGCAUGUAAAGAGGACAAUAAACAGCGCGAGAAUUGGAAGCGCGCUAUUAAGCCGCCAUACUCGUGCACGGUGCACGGAAAAUACCGGGAAUAUACGGACUACUUAUCCACACUCAAAAACUGGUGUCUACUUUGGUCAACCAUCGCCAUUCUCCCACUCACUAUCUUCCUCGACCUUACUGGAGUGAGUUUGGCGUGGGUUUACAUGUUUAUGGGUAUCCUGAUUGGCUCCGCGGUAAUUCCAAUAGCGCUCAGCGUGUCCUGGGAUCGACUGACAGGAGAGGCUAUGAUUGCAGGCAGUAUCUCAGGCACAAUUUUAGCAGUCAUUGUCUGGCUGUCGGUCGCUUCAACAUACGAAGGCGGUCUUGGUCGUUUCCUUGAAAACACAGGACGAGAGAUGCCACUUCUUUGCGGCAACAUUGUGGCAAUCAUGUCUGGUGGCAUUAUCACCGUAGUAACCAGUUUCGUUCAGUCUUGGAAGUAUGGCUCGAUACCACGUGAGGAAAUCUGGGAAAAAACACGUGACAUCGAUAGCCCUCUAAGUCCAUGGACACAACUUUAUGAGAAAGAUCUAAAUAUAACAGGUGCCCAUCAGCUUGACAACCGGCCCGCGUUAGCAGAAGUUGAACGUCACUUCCGGAGUUCCAAGAUAAUGGCCUACGUUGGGGGCCUAUUGGGCUCAGUCUUGCUUGUUGUGGUUUGGCCUUCAGUACUUAUAUCUGUUGAUAUCAUGGAUCAGUCCGAUUUCCAUAACUGGGUUAUGCUUGCCAUUGUGUGGGCGGUUGGGGCGACUAUCUUCAUCAUUAUAUAUCCGUUGUUGACUGAAGCAUGGGAUAUUCAUCAUGCGUUUAAGGAGAGACGCCAGGUCAGCCCCGAUAUGUGGACCAAACCGUCCAAGCAAACACCAGGCAAGCCGAAAAACGUCGGAAAGGUACCAAGACCAGUUAACCAAAAUUCUACUUCUGAAAAGCCUUCUAUCAGUAAGGAAAAUGAGGACGGAAAUGAUACUGGUAAUAUAGAGGAAGGAUACACUGACCCCAAUCUUAUCAACAACAUUACGGAGACAGGUGAACCGAUAGGAAAACGAUUUUCACAGACACAAAUGAACGAUUCUAAUCAUAUAUGA
Ylistrum balloti is the source of this 2433-nucleotide messenger RNA. RefSeq lists its product as uncharacterized. Lineage: Eukaryota; Metazoa; Mollusca; Bivalvia; Pectinida; Pectinidae. The record is from RefSeq and is a predicted model, not a curated record. Gene Ontology annotation, cellular component: plasma membrane. Gene Ontology annotation, biological process: urea transmembrane transport. Gene Ontology annotation, molecular function: urea transmembrane transporter activity. The transcript is spliced from 13 exons. The coding region runs from base 1 to 2433 and encodes 810 amino acids.